This is a messenger RNA of Amphibalanus amphitrite, 2495 nucleotides long. RefSeq names its product cadherin EGF LAG seven-pass G-type receptor 1-like. The coding region runs from base 83 to 1318 and encodes 411 amino acids. The transcript has 4 exons. The record is from RefSeq and is a predicted model, not a curated record. Gene Ontology annotation, cellular component: membrane. Gene Ontology annotation, molecular function: G protein-coupled receptor activity. Lineage: Eukaryota; Metazoa; Arthropoda; Thecostraca; Balanomorpha; Balanidae. Gene Ontology annotation, biological process: cell surface receptor signaling pathway; G protein-coupled receptor signaling pathway.
UUUUCUUUCUGUAUAGAAAUGUUCCACUAACGGUCUGGAGAUAACAAUUAAUCCCAACUGAUCCCUUAUUUAUCUGGUUUUAAUGUCGCGUCUUCCGGCAAUACCAGGCCGUUUUAUCAUCCGGCCAGUGAAAGAUUACGGCGCAAUGUCACAUUGUUCCGUCAUUCUCGCAGCGGCGGCCAAUAGCGCGGCGCCUGCGGGCCACAUUUCAGCGGCCGUCGAAUACGGCGGCAGCCUCCGUGGCCCGCGGCGAUCGGCGCGUCGGUCCCGACGACAGACGAGCGCCGGCCGCGCCGAGGGCAGGUCGACUCCCGGCGGCGGCGGCGGCGGCGCUAUGUUGGUGUCGACCCACCACCAGGGGCAGCACGGCACCAACGGCACCAUGACCGGAGAGGAGGCGCUCGGCCUGGCCAUCGUGCUGGGUAGCAGCUUCAGUAUCGUGGGCGUCGUGUUCAGCUUCAUCACCUACAGUCUGUUCUCCGACAUGAGGAACCUUUCCGGGAUAAACUUGGUCAACUUCUUGGCGGGACUCUUCCUCGCCCAGCUUCUCUUUGUCAUCGGAGCCGACGGAGUCAAGACCCCGGAGAUGUGCCGGGCCCUCUCGCUCGGCCUGCAGUAUUGCCACCUGGCAGUGUUCACCUGGAUGGCCGUCAUGCUGCUGGACAUGUACCGCCACUGUCGCAGCAGCGUCAACCUCACCGCCAACAACAACACCAACAUCAAGACCGACUUCUUCUGGUUCUCGCUGGCCGGCUGGGGCACUCCGCUGGUUCUGGUCGGUAUCCAGCUGGCGCUGCUGUCCAGCGACAGCCCGGCGGUCCCCGGCGACUCUCCCGCCGCAGCCGCGGACACCAGCGGCUGCUGGUGGGGCCAGCAGCCGGCGCUGGUCUACACCUACACAGCGCCCGUCUUCCUGCUGGUGCUGGCCAGCCUCGUCUGCCUCCUCAAGGCCGCCGUCGUCGUCCGCUACGCCGUCUCCAUGCAGAUCGACCGCAAGGUGAAGGAGAAGAUGCGCCGCAAACGCUGCCUGCAGCUGCUGCUGCACGGCAAGCUGCUGCUGCUGCUCACCCUGGUGGCCGUCACGGGAACUGUGAGUGCCGCCGGCGACUCACAGGUGGCGCGCGGCGCGUACGGCCUGCUGCACUCCCUGCUGGGGCUGGUGGUGACGCUCUGCCUGACCUGUAACUGCAAGGUGCUGCGUCUCUACACCAAGACCUGGCGCCAGAGUCGGCACGUCAUCUCGGAUUACGGCGCGUCCGGCUCGGGACGAUCCACCAGCAUGGAGGCGCUGGCACUGGAUGCGCCCGAGGUGGUCUAAGGCCGCCUCUGGAUACUCCAAAGGUGAAACAUGGACUAGGACCUCUGAAUGUCCUUGGUGUGGCAUAAGGACGCUAUCGGUUGUUAUCGGCUGUUAAGAUGGUUUUAAUUUGCUUUUGGGCCCCCAAGUCAACGUUUAGAGUGCAUAUCGGCGCCAGGAAUAUGUUUCUGGACGUUCGUGGGGCUCUUGUAGUUGCGAUUAGCAUAGACGUUUCUUAGUCCUAUGCGCCACCAGAUGUAUGGUUUAUGGACGCAAAUAAGCCCCCAAACAUCGUAUACGCGGACCCUAUUGGUGAUGCACUUCGUUAAAAUGGUCUUAUAGUGCUUCUAGUUUAGGUGAUCCCCAAAACUAUCAAGGGCCUCCAGUGAGUCGAAAGUAGUCCGAGGAACUCUCUCGUACCUUGGCAUAGUGGUGACUUGAGUCGAGUAGCCCCCACGUUGUACAGCGCCAGUAGCUGGUGAGAAAGAACUGUAUCAGCUCUAAUUAUGCGCUGAGUACUGAGUGAGCUGAUUGACCCGGUGAGCCAGACUGUUUGAUGGUGUAUGACUGCAUAGUACCUGUCUUGUGCUGAUCGAUCAUUAUAGGUAUAGUGUGCGUGCUAAAGUAUCUUAGUAUCAUACCUGUAAAUGCUCGUGUGAGAUGUUCAUUCUGAGUGAUUAAGAUGUUCAAACAGUCAAGAAACAUAAGUGCUGAGCAUUGUACUGUCAGUCGAUAGCUUGAAUCGUACCCAAAUCUAUCAAAAUAUAUGAUACGUCGAAUGAUGAACGUGAGCGUAACUAGUGUAUCGUAUUUUCUUGUUAUCAAACAUAUCAAGGCACGAAAUUUCGUCUGUGUAAUGUGUUUAUUUAACCUAUGUAACAAAAUGUAAAAUAGUGUAGCAUGGAUAAAUGAUAACGGAUGAAUGGUAAUGUUUUAUUCGUCAACAGUCAAAUAGUAGGUACUUGUUAUUUAUUCUGGGCAGGAAUAUAUACGUGCAUGCUCAGACGGAUUCUGAGGAUGGAUGGACAUUUUAAUCAAUACUUGUAUGCAUACUGUAUGUACCUACUAUUUACAUAGAAAGUAAUGAUUUAACAGAACCAAUAUCACAGCCAGCCAGACAGUUGCUUAACAGUCCGUAAGGAUUUCCUCUUUAAAUUAGAAUACAACUGAAUUGAAAAGAUAAGAGGAAUUUCAUCUA